Xiphophorus maculatus (southern platyfish) is the source of this 3854-nucleotide messenger RNA. RefSeq names its product cyclin-Y-like. The record is from RefSeq and is a predicted model, not a curated record. NCBI's taxonomy places the organism in Eukaryota, Metazoa, Chordata, Actinopteri, Cyprinodontiformes, Poeciliidae. The transcript has 11 exons. Gene Ontology annotation, molecular function: cyclin-dependent protein serine/threonine kinase activator activity; protein kinase binding. The coding region runs from base 305 to 1342 and encodes 345 amino acids. Gene Ontology annotation, biological process: regulation of canonical Wnt signaling pathway; regulation of cyclin-dependent protein serine/threonine kinase activity. Gene Ontology annotation, cellular component: cytoplasmic cyclin-dependent protein kinase holoenzyme complex; plasma membrane.
UGAAUUGUGUCGCACGAUUCCAGGAUUCCCGCAUCACUGUGCGCCUGCAGCGUCACAAGAUGAGUCCUGCCUCACGAUGCGUGUGACUGUGGGUUUGUUAUUUGGCCUCCAUCACUGUAAGGGUGGAAGUGACACAUCCGCACCGUGUGACAGCUUCUCCGUGGACGCUGAAGGUUGACGGGGUCUGCUGAGGAUGCGCCCCGAGCGCACAGUUGAUCUGUGUGGAUGACGGGCUCCUCGGGGCCGCUUCAGCUCCUGGUUCAGCGCGGAAAGGAUUAUUUGUUUUUAUACACCUGGAGGAGAAAUGGGGAGCACGACCUCCUGCUGCGUAUCUGGCAGCCCCAAGCUGCGGAGAAAUGCCCACUCCCGGCUGGAGCCGUACCACCAGGAGUCGGAUCUGAGCAGGGAGGAGACGGCGUGCAACCUCCAGCACAUCAGCGACAGGGAAAACAUCGACGAGUUGAACAUGGAGUACAACCCAUCAGACCAUCCUCGGGCCAGCACUAUAUUCUUGAGCAAAUCUCAUAAUGACGAUGUGAUUUACAGGAAUGUGCGAGAAAAACGAAAGAGCCAAUUCAUCAAUAAUCAUGGCAGUCUGAGGAGAAAAUACAGCUCCUGCUCAACCAUCUUCCUGGACGACAACACAGUCAGCCAGCCCAACCUCAAAUACACCAUCAAAUGUGUUGCUUUAGCGAUUUACUACCAUAUAAAAAACAGAGACACAAAUGGAGGCAUGCUGCUGGAUAUCUUUGAUGAAAAGCUUCAUCCUCUCUCAAAAACAGAGGUUCCGCUGGACUACAACCAGCAUGACCCGGAGCAGAAGCAGAUCUACCGCUUCGUCAGAACCCUGUUCAGCGCUGCUCAGCUCACAGCUGAAUGUGCCAUCGUCACACUGGUGUACCUGGAGAGACUGCUCACUUAUGCAGAGAUUGAUAUCUGUCCUGGAAACUGGAAAAGGAUUGUUCUGGGCGCCAUUCUGCUCGCCUCAAAGGUCUGGGAUGACCAAGCUGUCUGGAACGUCGACUACUGUCAGAUCCUCAAGGACAUAACUGUGGAAGACAUGAAUGAACUGGAGCGCCAGUUUCUGGAACUGCUGCAGUUCAACAUCAACGUUCCAUCCAGCGUCUACGCCAAGUACUACUUCGACCUGCGAUCGCUCUCAGAGUCCAACAACCUGAGCUUCCCGCUGGAGCCGCUCAGCAGGGAAAAGGCCCAGAAGUUGGAGGCCAUUUCCAGACUAUGUGACGACAAAUACAAAGACAUCCGGAGAGCAGCCAGGAAACGCUCGGCCAGCAUGGACAACCUGUGUGGGAGACGAUGGGUUCCUGCAAUCCUCUCCUAACCACUGAUCACCGUCCAGGAGCCUCGUGGAACUGACUGGACCACAUGCGUCAAACCUUUUGGCUCCUUUGGAUCCUCAGUCCAGAACUUGAUGGAACAUCAGCACCAGCUGGUGAAGGUCAAACCUUAAAAAGUGGAUCUAUGUGCAACAUGAACACUGGAUUUGGGAGAUAAGACUCCAGAGAAGUUUCUACCUAAACACGAUGCCUUCGUAGUGCCUCGACUUGUCUACUGACUGGGAAAAUGCAGGAAUUUUGGACUUUUCUUUCACCUGUGAAAAGACAAAAAGCUUUGGACCAAGUCCUGGGUGAGGAGACGCCUUGAGACAUUUCAGGACAUGAGUUUGUGAAACAUCUGCUCAUGUUUCUAGGCUUCUCCUGAAUUUGUCUUAAGAUAUACGUCUAAUACGAUCUUUUAUUCAGACAACCGUACAAAGAAUAUCAUUUAUUUUGCUCUACAAUUCAAACAUUAUGCUAGUAUUUUACUUGUUAUUUAUUUCAAGUACUCCAAACAAUGAGUACCUUCUUGAAGGUUUACAGUAGUUCUGGUGUACCUCUUAAUACUCAGGUAGAACAUUAAAUAUGUCGAUUCCCUGUGAUGCUCCAUAUUUUAAGUAUAAGGACGGGAACAUUUUGAAGUAGCUCAGACUGUACAUAGAAGGUGCCAGGAAUAACAAAAUUAGUAAUAAUGUUCAUUCAGACAUGAGUGACAGUUUGUUCUUUUGGGGUCAAUUUCAGUUAAGCAAUAGCAGGAAAGUUUUUUUUCUAAAUAGUGUUUAUAACAUAAAAUUUAUCUUUUCCCCCCAAUUAUCAGUAUUACUAUGAUCUUCAUGUCAAUUUUAACAUGUUUUUCACAGUGGACUACAGGACACCUCACUCUUAUUUGCUUCAUUAAGUAUUAAUAUUAAUACUUGAUAUUAAAAGUAAAACCAUUUUGUCGGGACUCUUUGUGUCCAUAAAGAUCUUUCUGUUACGUUUUCUCUCUGGAAGAAAAAUGAGGACAGCUUCAGUUCAGAUUUAAAGAACUUCUCUCUGUGAGGAGAUAAAAAUGUCUUACCAGAAAAAAAGAUUUUUUUCUUGAGCUAUAAAUUUGCUUAGCAACUCCUUUUCAGAUCAAAUAAUACCUAAUUUGAUUUAUUUUGUGAAAUUUUCUCAAAGGCUUGAUUCUGUGCCGACAGGUCAGCUGAUACUUUGGAUGUUGAAAAGUUAACUUUAGCUCACAUUUUCUUUAAAGACAAUUCAGAUUUUUUUGAAGUAAGGCGUUAACACGGAGAAUCAUAGAGACGCCUAAUUUUGAUCAAGGUCCCUUUAAGAGAAAAUGUCUACCAUUGAAAUAACCCAAAUGUUUUUAGUUGAUAAUGUUGUGAAUUUUUCAUAUUGUUAUAUUUCUGCAUCAGACAGUUAUGCUGACUGCUUAUGCAGAGCUAAACUUAUUGUUGCCACAGACAAAUUAGCAACUUAGCUGCGUUUUAUCCAUGAAACAAAGAAAAAAGUGAACAUAAAUUAUUAAGAAUUUAUGAGAAUUGAAUUCCUGUUCCAGAAUUUCUGUUAAAGAUAUUCAUAAAGCUCCACAAAAAACAACAACAAAACAACAAAAACAAAAAAGAACUUUUGAUGUAAUAGAAACUUUCAUGAAAGAAAUGAUCAAAUUUGGUGACGUCAUAAAGUUGAGGAAGAUGAACCUCAACAACAAAUUGCACAGUAAACAAAUCAGCAUCAUUUUUUUCUAGCCUUUUGUUUUAUUUUUGUUUGUGUUACUGCAGUCCUCAAAUAACCAAUGAAACAUAAAAACAUCUUUUUAAAUCAACUCGAAACUCCAAUGAAACAUUUGACAGGAGAAUGAUCAGAAAACAUUAGAAGAGGAACAAGAGUAAUCUGAGGAAUUUGUUUUUAUUUACUCAGUAUUACAUGCUAUACCUCCAAUUCAUUUGAACAGUUUCCAGUCUUUGCUCAGUGACUUUUAUCAUCUGUUACAUUAAAAAUAAGUUUUACUGACAGUUAAUGGAUUCCUGUUUUUACCGCCGGGUGAGAGAAAUAUAUAUUUGUUCUAAAACCUCAACAAAAGGUGCAAACAAAACAGUUUCCUGUUUUACAUGGUUAAACAAAACGAUCAUAAUUUUAUUUUAUUUUUUUUUACAAAAAAAAGGAAAUAAAAUUUCAUAAACUGUAGCAACCAAAGACUUUUCUUUAUCGGAUAUAAUUUAGGCCCUUUUGAGACAUCAAAUGUACUUUUUCCCCCAGAAUGUUUCCUAAAAACAAACAUCCUCAUACUGUGUUAAAUUAUCCAUACUGUCAGCAUUAAGCAAGCAACAUUUUUGUGUUCAAUUAGCACAAAUAUAUAUUGUUUCUUUUGAAUUAGUCUGAUUAUUGAGCUAGUAAUGCAUUUAUUUAUUUUAUGACUUAUCUUUGUACAGUUUAUAAAGAGUACAGAUUCUCAGAAAAGGUUGUUGUAAAUUAUUUAUGGUUUUGUUGAUUUGUGUUUUGUAAUAAAAGAAGAUACUCUUGUUUAGUAAA